AAAUUUUUAUCUUCUUCAAAGGUAUUUUUACUUGAAAUAACCAAGUUGAAGAAAAACAAUUUCAUCAAUUGAGACAUAAUUUUUCUCUGGGUGUAACGUUAGAAGCAAUGUAAGGUACAAAACGCAAAUAUGGAAAAAGAAAUUGAUUUGCUGUGAUUAAUGAAGCAGAGCAGAGAUAGAACCUACGCAUUGGCAAGCGUAAACCGAGCUAAUGAGUAAGAAGAUAAAUACUACAUAUUCCCGAGUUACAUAUUAACUGAAUUUCCGAGAUAUCAGUCGUUUAUAUGCACACAGAGAGAGAGAGAGAGAGAGAGAGAGAGACUCUCUGUGUCGUAAGAUACUCUCUUACGGCUUUUGUAUCCGAGAAGUAUGAUCUUCGGGUAAAGAUAGAUCCUACACACCGGGCCGUGAGCUGCGUGAUCGCGCGAGAAAGGUGUGCCGCGCGAUCGAUGUUGAAUUUUCUCUCAGUCGGCUUUCAGCCGGUAGAUCGUUACCAUCGAUUCCGUCGGAUCUCUCCUCGAUCGUACUGAGCAGUCACUCGUGACUUCGCAUCGCUUGACGCGCGUCAAGAGCUGCGAAUUUCUCGUCGACGCGUCACGACGACGAGAAAUCAGUGUCUUUUUAUUUACGCAUUUCAACGUAUUCUUUUCGUCGUCGUCUAACAAUACAAAUAUAGAAGCAUUUGUUCCAACGUUGCAUUCUUAUUAUUUAGAUCGUUCUGCCGCUACAUUCUUUUCAUUGCCACCCACAUAGUUUUUUCUUCCAACAUUCAGAUACCUUGCGAUAAAUUCCUUUAACUUACAGAUCAAAGUUUUUUUUUUCCCCCAAAUCAGACCGAACGCAUGGUUAUCGAUGACAACUUGGAAUGUAAAUUAUAUUGACCAACGUGUCGCAGUUAUCGUUAACGUUAAAAAUUAAAGGGUGACUGACGGGGGUCGGUCCGUGGGGAGGAUCAGCGCGAGUCUCACUCGAGGUGUUCUCUUUUCGAAUUGCAGAUCGAAUAUAAGUGCGCGCGUGUGGUUCGUGUGUGUGUACAUGUGCCGUCAUCACCACCGUCCGCAGCAGUAACGGAAAAGAAGAGGACUCGACCCGCAGUGGCCGGAACCACCGAAAAAUGGACGCGACGCCGCAACGAGUUAUUUCCGGUUUGCUUUUGUUCGCCCUCGCCACAUUACACCUCGGUUACGCCAGAAACGGACCUAAUUAUUAUGGUAAAUUAAUAGGAUCUCUACAAGAAUACGCACACGGCAUCAAAGGUAAAGUCUACGCCGUUGAUGACGCAACGAUAUUCAUAAAAGGAUUUUGUUACGACGGCACCGGCCCAGAUGCUUACUUCUGGGUUGGGAACACCAGCCAACCCAAUCCCGACGGUUACAUUGUACCUUAUCCCGAAACUGAUAAGGCCAGUGAUCCACGAGUGUUAGAGGCGUACAACUACACAGAUGUUAUCCUGAGGCUACCCGGAGGAAAACGCAUACGAGACAUUAGAUGGCUGAGCGUUUGGUGCAGAAGAUUUACAGUUGACUUCGGCGACGUUUUCAUACCUCCUGACUUGAAGGUACCGAAAUUGCAAGUACUUCCUGAAUUUUCGAGAUUGGCCCACGGCCUCCGCAGCGGCAACAUCAGUAUUCUAGAUAGCAAAACGAUCUACAUUCCAAAUUUACAUUACGACGGUGGCGGACCAGACGCUUACUUCUGGGUAGGCAAUGGCUCCGAACCCACUCAUUUUGGCAUCAAGGUUCCCAAUGAAGCGGGCAAAACUGUACCAUUAAGAGCAUACCAAGGAGAGGACAUUGAGAUCGUCUUGCCAGAGAACUUGACGGUGUACGACAUAAACUGGCUCGCGGUGUGGUGCGUUGAAUAUAGACACAAUUUCGGGCAUGUUCUAAUUCCAAAGGAUCUCGACGUUCCUCCGGCUCUCGGCCAGACGAAAAUUACGCCGCCGUGGUGGUACAAUCCAACGAGCAGCACACCGACACCUAAGCCGGUGAGCAAUUGCAAGGAGAUGCUGGACGGCCGUGUCCAAGUGCAGUGGGAACUAAAAGACGAGGAUCACGUGCAGAUUCGGGUCUCGGGACGCAUCAAGGAGGACCAGUACGUCGCGUUUGGGUUGUCGGGUCGGGAUGGCAUGGCCGAGAUGGUCGGCGGCGACGUCGUCGUGAUCGGAUACAAUAAUAAAACCGGCAGGUUUAUCGCCGAGGAUUACUACAUGACAGACAUAUCUCAGUGCGAUGGCAAGAGGGGAGUAUGCCCGGAUCAGAGGAUUGGUGGGAGAAACGACGCGAGUCUUGUGCAUGGGGAAAGGAAGAAUGGCAUAACAACGGUUACGUACACACGUCCAUUGAGGACCAAUGAGCCAGAGAAGGACAGAAUAAUCCCGGAAAGGGAAACGAGCGUGAUCGCUGCCAUCGGAUCUCUGAAUUCGCGGGGCGAAGCCAAUGCUCAUGAGAGAUUCGAUAAGACCACCGAGGAUAUUCGUAUCGAUUUUACGUCGAGGAAUGUCCACGAAUGUACAAAUUCCCUGUACAAUAUUCCGGAUGCGGAUCCUGAACUUGAACCGUGGACACCGGCCGUUAUCGAUGACAAGAAUGUUUUCAAUGCAAGAAUUGGCCCGACUGGUGGGAAAAGAGGAUAUUCACGAAUCACAGGUACACCUUCUUGGGGUAUCGCAUGGUAUAUCAAUGGUUUCCUGAUCCCGGAGAUCACCGUCGAGCGAGGAGAAACUUAUACUUUCAUCGUAGAGGGUGGAAACGAUCGUUCCAAUCCCGCUAGAAAUCAUCCAUUCUACAUAACCGACAGUCCGGAGGGUGGUCUUGGACAAAUCACAGGAAGACAAACUGAAAAGAUAUUUGCUGGUGUAAAGUACGAUUCCUUUGGAUAUCUUAAGCCGAUAGCAGCCGGACGUUAUUGUGAAUGGGUCCGCACCAAGUUGGAUAAUCCGGAUAAUUACGAGACGUUUGAGAGCUUCUUCGAAACGCUCGAACUCAAAUGUGACAAGGGCGAGCCUGCCAAACUCACGUGGACUGUGGAGGAGGACACGCCGGACUUAGUCUACUAUCAGUGUUUCACGCACAAAAAUCUGGGCUGGAAAAUUCAUGUCGUCGACCCGGGGCGGUUGCAAAAAAAUAAUAUUGACGGCGUAAGUCAAGUUUUGCCUACGUUUACAACGUUUGUGGCGUCCAUUAGCGCACUUCUUUUAUUCUCGAGAUGAAUCAUCGCGUUUCCUUCUUCGCGGAACAAAUAAUGGAAGAUGACGACGAAAACUGAUCGACUUAAGAUGGUUACGAAAGUUGCAACAAUGUACACACGAUUGUUAAAUCGACGAAACACAUACAAGGUUGUAAGAAAGUAUUUAGUACGUAAGGUCUACUUAUAAGAUAAAAGAUUAGCAAAAUAUUUUUAAGACCUAUCAGAUUCAAUAUUUCAUAUUAUAUAUAUACAUAUAUAUAUAUAUGAGAUAUAUAUUAUACAAUAUAAUACAUAUACAUACAUACAUAUAUAUAUAUAUAUAUAUAUAUAUAUAUAUUGUUUAUAUGUAUAUGUACAAGUACAUGCAUACAUAUAUACAUGUAUGAACAUGGACGCAAAAUUUCCAUACUCUUUGAGAUAAAGUCGAGCUGACAAUAAUAAUGAUUAGAAGUGGGUAACCAGAAAAAUUUUGACAAUAAUCGUGAUCAGGACUGAAUAAUUGAUGAAAUUCUGACAAUAAUUUUAAUCAGAACUGAAUAAUUAAUGAAAUUUUGACAAUAACAAACGAUCGUUCAUUAUUAGGGGAAGGAUAUGUCAAACGAUAUCCGGAGACGAGCUGAUUAGCGCGUAACUAUAGAUAUAAAUUUGAUGCGAAGAAAUGUGGAGGUGCAUCAGCAUGUACAAUGUAAAUUUUGCACAAAACUAUAGUUGAUCUUAAUAUAAUUUUAAAUCGACGAUAAUACGUAAGAAAUACAUUUAUAAAUGCUGUCGACUUGACAAUAAUACGUAGAGUAGUCAAUCGGGAGAGAGAAAGAGGGAGAAACAGAAGAAAGAUUAACGAAAUGUGAAUUAUGUACAAGAAAGUAAAGAAAAAGUAAUACUUAAGGGAUGUGCAAGUUACAAACUAUUCCCUAUACGUGUAACAAUGCUAUAAUAUGUAUAUACUAUAGAGUGGACCUUCUUAAAACGGAGAAAGUGUAAAAUGUGCCUUGGGUACAGAUAAUAAAUGUCUUUAAUUACAAGAAUUAGGACCCACUCAGCAAAAGGACACCAUCUAGUACUUUGGAACUGGUCUCUUGUGCGUGAAGCGUGUCGCAUGAGCUAUAAUUUAUAUUUUAUAGAAGAAAGUAUGUCAUAGAAACUAUUAUUGGAACCAUGUCAAAAACUAUUUCUUCAAACAUUCAAUAUAGUUUCUAAUUAUAUAUUUUAUGCUGGAACUAUUAUAAUUAUUAAGUAACACAUAUCGCGCGAAUAACUCCCACAAGUACAAUAAAAAAAGGAAAUUUAAAAUUAUAUCAAAAAAUAUCAAAAGAGACUGCGACGGACAUUUCAGAUAUAAUUCAUAUCGCAAAACGUACAAGGGAAGUAUAAGACGUGCAACCAAGAGAAAUCAGCGGAAUACAUAAUCAACUUAGAGUAGUGAAUUUAGUGUAACGUCUCUCAUAAUGUCAAGUUUUAAACGUGUGUCCAGCUCCUAAGUGCCGGGGUGUCCACGAAAUUCGCAGCAGCAAAUUCUUUGCGAUUCAACCGCUUAUCGCACGAAGACCAGUCUGUAUUUAAUUACAUACGUAUAUACACACAAGUAUCAUACAUAUACCGAACAGAACUCUCUGAAACUUACAUUAUCUAGCUUUAUGAGGGGCGAAGCAUUAAAGAAAAGCAUUAAAUAGGGACUUGUACUAAUUACCGUGUAAGUAACUAAAUGACAAUAAGAACGUUUAAUCGAUGUUUGUGUCGCUGAAUUUUCGAUAUGACAAUACUUGAGAGCAAUCCCGAUCAAUAAUGAGAUCCUUGCUCGAGAUGUAGGCUAUGUCGCUAUAUUUUUCAUUCUUUUUUUUUCUAAGGAAACCGUUUGAAAGUAACAGAUUCUAGUUUGUAAGUGGAUAAAACUCCUACUUCUGUGAAUGACAAUAAUAAAUUAUCAACUUGCGGGAUUUACAAUAGAAGCGGACUGCUCCCAGAAAAGGUCGUUUUCCUUUAGAUUUACUAUAAAGUUCGCAAAUUUACAUAACAAACUACUAUAUGUAUGAAUCAAUCAUUUGCCCAUAUAAAUGUAUGAAACAAAUUAUAAGCCGUGUAUUAUUCUGCAAUAAAAUGUAAGUCAUAAGUCGCGUAGGUGAAGUGUUCCAUUCGCAUGACAUGUACAUGUACAGAUAAUAUAUAGACAAUAACAUAUAGAUAAAUUGUUCGUAGUGUGAGUACAAAUAAAAAUUUUAUUAUAAUUUCAAUUAAACUAACGGAGUUAAAAUCAAAAAUGUUGAAAAUGAGUUUCAGUUCAAAUUGUUACGAAUAAUUAUCUUGUUUGUUUUUGUUGAAUAUCUUUCUUUAAAUCAUUCUUUGUCUAAAUUAGUUUAUUUCACAAAACUAUGUGAGAUAAAAAGAAAACGAUAGUGCACAUCUUUGUAUUAAUUAAUAAUUUCUACGCGUUUUUAAAAUCGAGAGCCAAACAUUAUUUGCUCGCGAUUAUUUAUCUCAUGUUAUUCUUCAGUUGGUCGGUGCAUAUUUCUAUUUUUCCAGGAGCAGCCCGAUGAAAUGUCCCAAGUUGUUAGUUCAUAAGAGACAAAUAAUAGCUUAGGUCCUAAGAGAAAUUUUUGGCUAUAUUAUGUACAUUAAUACGUAUAAAAAGGGGAUAAAUGAAACAUGUUUGUGGAGGUGCUUCCGGAGACUAAAUUCAAAAUAUUAGUCGUCCGACACAGCAUGCAAGCGAUUACCGUCAAUGUUGUACAGUUUCAAACGUGAUUUCGAAUUGUUAGUGGUACUUAGCGUGUAAUAUUUACAACUCUAGAUCUAUAUCUUUGAAUUAAUAUACUAAAACGAUCUACUUGUAAGCUUCCAUCCAUGCAUGGUUACUAUGUAAGACAUGUGGAACGACAGAGGUACGGAGAGAUAGAAUGAAAAAUUCUUAUCGCGUUAUCAUGUACGAAUGCAAUUUUCGCAAUUUUCCAUAAGCUGCGGAUUCCGAAAACUAGUUAUAUAAUCAACAUUAACGAUAAGUUUUACAAAAGACGUUUUGGAAUGGCGUCUUAGCGCACAUUUUCCGUUACGUUUUUAAUUGCAAUGCCUUUUUAGAUUUCAUACGUUUUUCAAAACAUGUAUUUACGCGUGGAAACAUUCCAAGCAACGUCGCGAUUUUAUUCUGAAAAUGCUCUGUAAUUAUUUUAUAAUACUAUCUACUUAUUAAAUAUACAACUUAUUAAUAUGCUCCGAUUAGCAAUUAUCGGGAAAUUUUUGCAAUAUCGUAUCUCUAUAUACUAUAUAUACAUUUCAUCGGAAAUGUUAAAAGAGAAAUUCUGCGAUUAAUGUGAACUAACUGCGAGUUAAUAUCGGCGCUUAUGACUUUCUGUCAUCGCCAUUCGUUGUAUUCGUUUGUAUGCAAAAUUAACACAAUGUUACAAAAGCUUUUUACUUAUUUCCAUUUUGCCUUCCUCUUUUUCGCGCGCUUAUUGUAUACGUUUCAAAACUGUACAACUAGCUUUGUAUACGCGCAGACUAAUAUUUCAGACAAUACAUUGUAAAAACGAUCGCAUAAAUACGAACGGUCUUGUAACUUUUCGGUAAUAGAUAGCUGUAAGAGUUCGAGAUACAAAAAUUAUUUUAAAAUUUAUAUUAAGCAAGGAAUGAUGCGUUGUUAAUAUGUACGAAACGACAGAGUUGAAUCAUACCACGCUUAAUACCUUUGCUAGUAUUGCGUCCCGCAAAGGCCUCUUUUGUGUGUGAAGUCGUAAUUUCGGGACGGUUGCAGCAACAUCAGCGCUGAUUGUAUCUUCUUUCUGUAUUAUAAAUCUAUUUCUUCAGAAAAAUAGCAAUUAAUUCAGCAAUGAAAAGAGAUCAAGAUUCACAGAGAUUUUUUUGCUUUUUUUCUUCGAAAAUUCAGAGAUUUUUUAAAGUUUUAAUUAUAAAAUAUGUAAAACAUCUCUUGGCAUAUUUGUUAACUUUCUGAAAUUAAAUAUUUAAUUUAGAAGAGAAUUAAUACACUUCGACUUUUAUUAUUAUUAUUACUUAAUCUUUUUACAGCGUUAUCAGUCAAGAUUGUGUGUAUUAAGUCAUUUAUGUUACAUCUGAUUUUAUUAUUUUUCAAGCACUCGCAGUUUUCUUUGAUUAUUGACGUCUUAUGAAUAUAAUAAAUAAAAAGGCUAAAUAAACGUCAAUUGAUGUUGAUGUAUCCGAUCUCGAGAAAGAAUGAGAGAAUUUCAUAAAAAAUUAAUGAUCUCAUUGGAAAAAAUCUCGUAGAUAGGACAUUUUCAUUUUUUAAGGUACGAUUUUCUAGGUACACUGUUCCGCAUACGAAAAAGCGCAUCCGUACUGAAAAAUCAGGAUGUCUCAUGUAGCGACUGAAAGUAUUAGUCGACGAACAAAAAUCGAUCGUCAGGAUUAUAUAUAGCGCUCGCGUGUGUCGAAUUGUAUCUGAGAAAUGUUGAAAUUGUCAACCUUUUCGUUUCUCUUCAGCAUUUACGUGUUAGGCUAGCUUAACUAACAACUAACUCCACUAAUCGUCUGAUCGUUACCGCGGAAUCUCUAUCCAAGACGCUCGUUUACUUCAUGUUACAAGCAAAUAUCCGAACUAUACGAGUUUAAAUUCGAUAAAAAUAUUUAAAUGCCGAAGAAUUCUGGCAUGAUACCGCUCUUUUCAUUGCGCGGUUGUCACGUUAGAUAACACCGUGCUGAAAGAUAGAAAGGUAACGAUCUUUUCGAGCGCUCGGAUCUAUUAAAUUAUCAUCAAGCAUGUCCCUUUAAUUUCAAAUGAAUAUACGCAAAUAAUGCAAAUGGUUGAAAGAUGUUCAAAGGCAAAAAAAAAAAAGAAAUCUCUUUAGACGCUCAAACGUAUUUUAAGCGUAUUUUAAACGUGAUGUAGCGUUUUGAAGUCGAUCUUGUUGUCUUUCGGCGCGGUCAAGACCUAAAUAUUUUUCGUGUAUUCUUCGGGCCUCCAUUUCACGUAUUGAGAAAAUUCACAAUGGUUUUUCUCAUAUAUGCAUUAGGGGAAAUUAUUCUAAUUGAAUAUCUGUAGCUCUUCUCAUUCAUUCCGAGAAUCAAGUUUGCCUAGAGAUUAUUAAGAUAUCAAUGCUCAUGGUUUCAUCGUCGCGAGCACUACGUAAAACACUUAAUGAAAAGUCAAUCCUUACUGUUUAAAUCGUAAUUUGACAUAUCUCAUAAGAUAAAAAAAAAAUAAAAUA
Solenopsis invicta (red fire ant) is the source of this 8360-nucleotide messenger RNA. RefSeq names its product protein Skeletor, isoforms B/C. The record is from RefSeq and is a predicted model, not a curated record. The coding region runs from base 1115 to 3211 and encodes 698 amino acids. The transcript has 11 exons. Lineage: Eukaryota; Metazoa; Arthropoda; Insecta; Hymenoptera; Formicidae.